AUGUUCCAGCCCCUCGCAACGCCCUCCCACGCACUUCAGUCUUCCUCAACCAAGUCUUCCUCCCAAUGGACCGUGACAUAUCCGACACUCGUAGCUCCAAGGCCACUGCGCCCAUCCCAUGCCCACUACCACCCCUAUAGCCCUGCCCAGGUCGCCCGCUCCGGCUCGGCCCGACACACACGUGUUCCACCCAGGCUUCGAGUAGUGCCCUCCCCCGCAGAGGCACUUGCACGCAUCUCUCUCGUUGACCAGCCCACUCCGCCCCCAGAUGUCCCAGAUGAAUCCCAAAACACAAUAUCCACGCUCUCGUCCGAGACACUAGAGGAGUUUUUGAGGAUCCUACAAAAGGGUACCCACCCUGCUUCACCUGUACAGAUAUCCGAAACAGAGCCAGAGCCAGAGCCAGAGAAUUGUGUAACUUUAUCCCAAGAUGACGUCGCAUCCGUCUCCUCGGCCGGCCUUGAGUCUGAGCACAAUCCAUUGGCAUCCGCUCCUGCAGUAUGGGAUACCCAUGCUCGAGAGAUGUCCAAUACGCCGGAUGUUGCUGAACCUCAGGUUCCCAUGACCGCACCCAUUGCCCCAUCCCGAUCGGGCCGGACCAGCUCGUGUGUGGUUCGCAAGCGCACCCGCACAAGGUCCCAGUCGCCUGCUCGCCAUGACCGUUGGUCUCAUCCAUACAGGAGAGAAACCGGUUCGGGUGACAAAUCCAGCAAACACAGUCGUGGAAGUAGCAUUAGUCUUGAAGAGCCGCCCAGUCUGAUUCGCCCUUCUCCCCGGCGAUGGGCCUCCAAGCGAGUCUCGGCAUCAUCAUCUUCGGUUUUUAGCGAAACUGAUGUGUCUGAACCUGCCGAUCUGGGCUCCAGCCAAAACGAGGACGUCGACGUCGAACUAGCAUCCAAUCGUGGCGAUGUCGAUGAUGAAGAACUCCUGACUCGCUCGGCCGACACAGAGUUUGGUUCGUCCACGUGCGAUGAUGGCCCCAAACGAGCUUCCGUUCGUAGCCGGAUGGUCUGCACUCCAGCAUCUCCUAUCAGCAGGAGGCAUACAUCCAACCCCCUUGCCCACUACAGCCCCAUGCUCUUCGAGACCCUCGCAGCCCGGGCCCGUGCCAAUGCCUUCUCGCCAUCCCAUUCGAGGUCCCCCAGUCCCGAACCUGUCCCACAUAUAUCCGAUCCACUAGAUGAAGACGAGGAAGAUGUCGAUGCGGACGACUAUCAGCCCGCGUCUGUGAUCCGCAUGGAAAUGCCUCGCUCUUCCUCUCCUUGA
Molecule: messenger RNA, 1266 nt
Organism: Rhizoctonia solani
Lineage: Eukaryota; Fungi; Basidiomycota; Agaricomycetes; Cantharellales; Ceratobasidiaceae
Product: peptidase family M64 protein
Exons: 2
Coding region: 1-1266 (421 amino acids)
Source: RefSeq, a predicted model, not a curated record